AGGAAAGGCGAAGAGCAGAGCAGAGCAGAGCAGCCGCAGCAGCACCGCACCACAGCCAGGCCAGGCGACGGGGAACCCCCCCCCCCCCCUCCGUUCCCGAUGUCCUCCUCCGAGCUCGCCUGCGACGGCGCGGACCUCAUCUGCUCGCUGCCGGAGGACGUCCUCGCCCUGAUCUCCGCGCACCUCCGCCCCCGCGACCUCCUCGCGCUCUCCGCCGCCUCGCGCCGCCUCCGCGACGCCCUCUCCGCCGGCGGCGCCGACAAGGCGUGGCUCGCGCAGUGCCGCCGCCUCCUCCCCUCGCCGCCCCACCUCCUCGCCUGGCGCGCCGCCGCGGGGGGAUCGUCCCUCGCCGUCUGCCGCUUCCUCCACUCCGCCGCCCCGCUGCUCGGCCUCUGGGUCCACCAGAACCCCGAGCUCGGCAACCUCGUCGUCGCGCUCCCGGGCUUCCUCUCCCUCGUCGCCGUCCGCUCCAUCCCGCAGGAGCUCUCCCCGCGCCUCCGCUGGGCCCCCGUAUUCGAGCUCCUCGCCGACGCCGACGGCCGCCCGACCAUCCUAUUCCUCCACGGCCACCAUCCCGGCGCGCUCUUCCCCGGCCUCAUCUCCUCCCUCCACCCCCACGCCAACGUCCUCUUCCUCGACGCCCAAACCGGUCAGGAUCCAGUCGCCUCAUCCUCCCAGUUUGUCCGCCUCGCGUUCGGGGACCGCCGCCGCCUGCUCGACUUGCUCGUCGCCGCCUGCCGCGUCAAGCUCCCGCCGGACCUCGCCGCGGCCCCGCUCUUCGCGCGCUCCGAUGAGGACCUCCCGGUGCUCGCCGCCCGCCGGGAGGCGAUGCUGCGGCUGCACAGGGAGUCUGGCGGGGGCCUGGUGCGCACACCGGAGGUCCAGGGGCUUCUUCUGGAAGCCAACAAGAAGACUACGCCGUCUCCGUGCGACGGUGGGGAGAGAAUUCGGCUUCCGAGGAGUCUCUCGGCGGUAGCAGGGUACGUCAGGAAUGGGCUGCGGCAGAUGGUGACGCGGUCAGUGUCGGCGAAUUCGAGGGCUGAGUACGCGGACAGCAAACAUCUGGCAUUAGACGAGUUCUUGCGCACCGGCGAGAGUGUCAGCCUGAGCAUCCGUGGCGCGCGAAUGCGCCUGUCCACUUAUCACGCGUGGCCGAGCAUGCAUGACAACCGGUUUGCGCUCUACAAGCUCACGGUGCAGGCAACUAUGCCUGGCUGGGAGUAUGCCGGGCUGUGGGGAGGCACAUUCGGGUGGCCACCAGGGCGACCGGAGGAUGAGUGCAAGCCCGGGAAGCCUCUGUUUUUUUUGCUUCUCACAUAUGAGGAGGACAGUGAGGGGAAGCUUCUGCUGAUCGCAACCAAGGUGCUGGAGGGAACACACUAUGUUGUGCAUCCGAACGGGUCGUCAAUGUUUAUUGUGAGGAUGGGUGAGCCAUCAACGGAGGCUUUUCCAUGGAGGACUGACAGGGAGUCCCACAAUGUGGGUGUCGAGAGAAGCUUUGCCGGGGAGGGCAUUGCCAAUGGUUACGGCUUCAGGUACCCUGGCUCAAAGCCCGGAUCCCUGUUUGUCCUCCAGGAUGGCCAGCUUGCAUUUGUUUGGAGAGAGACUGGGGCUGUGCUCACCUUGAGAAGACUGGACUUAGUGGAGCUGCUGAAGAAGGGGGAGCGUGUGCCUGCAUUGCAGCCGAUUUUGAACUUCGCAUACCUCACAAAGUCUUACUCCAAUGUGUUCACUGGGUUCCCUGGCAGCUCAGGAUGCUCAUCUUCUCCCAGGUAAAACCGUAAAAGACAGGAGUAGAGGAUUUAUCAAAUGAUGACCUGAUGCAGAGCAACAGGAGAGAUGAUGUGCUAAGGCCUGUUUCGUUUCUGGAGGUUCGCCGUCACCACUUCUUGAUGAGAUAUUCUCGCUGCUGCCAAGGGAAGGAAAUAGCACCAUACCCCAUAUUCCUUAUUAUUGUUGUUUUUUAUCACGCUUUUAAAAAUUGUCGAAAUGUGGCACGAAUGAGCUGCCAUUUGACACUUAACCCAUGGCGUCAGUUGUUACUUAAAUGGCAUUAUUUGGAGAGUAAAGUAAAUUUAUAUGAAUUUUGUGCA
This is a messenger RNA of Phragmites australis (common reed), 2093 nucleotides long. RefSeq names its product F-box protein At5g39450-like. The transcript is spliced from 2 exons. Gene Ontology annotation, molecular function: protein binding. The record is from RefSeq and is a predicted model, not a curated record. The coding region runs from base 100 to 1776 and encodes 558 amino acids. Lineage: Eukaryota; Viridiplantae; Streptophyta; Magnoliopsida; Poales; Poaceae.